AUGAGGACUAGCGCCUCGCCGGAGCUGGAUAUCCUAUCAAGUCCGUCGCAGAAGCCCCCUCCUCCUCCUCCACCUCCUCCUCCUCCUCCUCCUCCGUCAUCCAACGGGGAAUGUUGCGUGUUGCGUCCUUCUUUGGCUACGAGAACCACGAUAUUUUUGGAAGGGGAUUCCUGGCUGAUUGAUAACUGCACCCCCCAAGAGAAGCUGCAUUUCGGCUUCGGAUUCCUCCAUCAAACAGGAUACAGCUUCUUUACAGCGUCUUUGCCAGAGAGGCCACAGCAUCGCAUAUCUUCUCCCCGUGCCAUUAUCCAUUGUAGUGAAGCUCCGAGUCUUCUUCCGUUUCCUCCGUUUCGAGCUCCCGAAAACCAGACGGAAAGGGCGAGCGGCUGCGUUGGAACAAAAAAAGAAAAGAAGAUGGUUUCAGCGCCAAUAGUGUCUCAUGGUCGAGGAGGUCAAGGAAAUAUCGGCGCAGAUUCUACAGAAUACGUAGACGCUGAGAUCACACGCCAGGGUCCAGAAGGUGAUCAGGGCGAUGGAGCUUAUUCUGCUGGUCGCGGCGGAGCAGGCAACAUUGCCUCUACGGACCUCCCUCCAACCACGAAACAGCCACAUGACGCCGACAUAAUUCCAGUGCUCGCAAUCCAUCCAUCCCAAGAGGGUGAUUAUCAUACUGGACGCGGUGGCCAAGGGAAUUUUAUCCAACAAACCAAAUCAGCUGACGACGGCGCAAAGGAGAAUGAAGAAGACACGUCAAAGAGGAGGUCCGUCGUUGUGGGCCUAGCUGAUAAGUUGAAAACGUUGUUGGGGAAGAAACGAGAAUGA
This is a messenger RNA of Paracoccidioides brasiliensis Pb18, 822 nucleotides long. RefSeq lists its product as uncharacterized. Bases 1 to 822 code for a protein of 273 amino acids. The transcript has 7 exons. The record is from RefSeq and is a predicted model, not a curated record.